Molecule: messenger RNA, 1618 nt
Organism: Hypomesus transpacificus
Lineage: Eukaryota; Metazoa; Chordata; Actinopteri; Osmeriformes; Osmeridae
Gene: dph2
Product: diphthamide biosynthesis 2
Exons: 7
Coding region: 113-1606 (497 amino acids)
Biological process (GO): protein histidyl modification to diphthamide
Molecular function (GO): 2-(3-amino-3-carboxypropyl)histidine synthase activity
Source: RefSeq, a predicted model, not a curated record
CAGAAGGCGGCGGUAACGCAGCACCUUAUUAAACUUGGUUAAAAUCUGCCAUACAACUCAAGCGAAGAAGAAAUUCCUUCACGUGUACCUAAUCAACCUAGCCCAGAUAAGGAUGACUGAGGCAUUCAGCAGCAACUGUGAGUUGGUUCUUCAACAGAGCGUGAAUGUUACGUCAGAGAGAAACGUUCAUCGGGAGAACCUUGUGGAGGUCUAUCAGAUUGACGAAACCUGUCAAUUUAUAAACAGUAACCUUUUUACCAAGGUGGCCCUGCAGUUCCCAGAUGAGCUCCUAGUGGAUUCAGUUGCAGUUGCUGCAGAGAUUGAGAGAAGAACCAAAUCUAAGCUGUUCAUACUAGGAGACACAUCAUAUGGAAGUUGCUGUGUUGACGAAGUGGCAGCAGAACAUGUAGGUGCAGACUGCAUCGUGCACUACGGGAGUGCUUGCCUUAGUCCCUCCAAAAGGCUUCCAUUAAUGUACGUGUUUGAUAGGAGACCGUUGGACCUGAAGAAGUGUGCUUCAUCCUUCAGAGAAUUCUACACAGACAGACAGAGUCAUGUCAUUGUUCUCUAUGACGUUAACUAUGCCCAUAUCAUAGACAACCUUUUAGCGCUCCUGUUGCUUGAGUAUCCAAACAUAGUGAACUCAACACUUGUUGUAGAUGGUGAACUCUGCCAUGGUCAUGGACAGAUUCAAAAGCAAACAAAUGACACAAGUCACUUGGCUGACAACAAUGCUGAAAUUAUUAAUCAGUUUGGCAGGCAAAUGGUCUUAAAAAAUGGACUAAGCAUAGAGGACUACAAUGUGUUCUUCAUUGGACACGAAGGUUCAACUUUAACAAAUUUCAUGAUGACUUGGAACAAGUGCUCUUUUUGCUCAUUUGACCCUGUAACAAUGUCAGGGCGGUCAGAGUCCAUCAGUAUUAACAAGGCCUUGAUGAAGCGAUUCUAUGCCAUUGAGAGGGCUAAAGAUGCGAAGGUCAUCGGGAUUCUUGUUGGGACACUGGGCGUGGCAAACUACCUCACAAUCAUUGAGCAGCUAAAAGAGACCAUCCAUAAGGCAGGGAAGAAGAGCUACAUGUUUGCCAUGGGAAAACUGAAUGUGGCCAAAUUGGCCAACUUCAUGGAGAUUGACAUUUACGUUUUGAUCGCCUGUCCGGAGAACUCGUUGCUGGAUUCGCGUGAUUUCUACAAGCCUGUAGUGACCCCUUAUGAGAUGGAGAUGGCCUGCAACAAGAACAGGGAGUGGACGGGACAGUAUGUCACAGACUUCAAUCAACUCCUUCCAGGUGGAGCAAGUCAUGUUCCAUUGCCCAGUCCUGCAGAGCUAGAGGACUCAGAUGAGACGGAUGUGUCGCUCAUCACUGGAGCUAUGCGCACCAUGCAUCACCCCUCCUACAGCUCUGCCUCGUCCUCUGUCAUGCUGAGGAACCAGACGCUUACUAUGGCAAACACUACCACAGCUGCCUCAUUCCUGGUGGGUCGUAGCUGGCAGGGCUUGGAGCAGAAACUGGGAAAGACACCAGUGACGAAGGCUCUGGAGGGGAAGAAAGGUAUCGCAAUCGCCUAUGAAGAAGAUAUAGACUGGGUUGGCCAAAGUGCAACAUAAUUAAUGUCAUCA